AUGCCUGUAGCCCGCGCUCGCCUCCUAGCGCUCUCGCCUCCCGCCGAGCUGCGGCCGGCGCACACGCUACUCAACGGCCAGUGCUUUGGCUGGCGGCCGCACGAGCACCGCGUCGACGAGUAUGUCGGGGUUCUCGGCCGGCGCGUCGUCUCGAUCCGGCAGACCACGAGCGGCACCGAGUUUGCGGCGAUGCACGGGCGGCCCGAGGGGCUCGAGGAGGAGCUGAUCGACUACUUCCAGCUUCGAACGCCCCUCUCCUCGCUCUACGCGCAGUGGGCCAGCGCCGGCUGCCGGCGGAUGGAGGCGAUCUCCCGCUCGCUGCCCGGGCUGCGGAUCCUGCGGCAGGAGCCGUGCGAGUGCCUCUUCUCCUUCAUCUGCUCGAGCAACAACAACGUGCCUCGCAUCACGCUCAUCCUCGACCGGAUGCGCGAGCGAGAGCUCGGCCUCGGCUACCGCGCAAAGUUUGUGCGGAACGCGGCCGUCAAGCUGGUGGCGGCUGCGGAGCGAGAGGGGUUCGAGAGCGGCGCGGCGUACCUGCUCUCGCUCCGCAGCCGGCCGCGGCCGGAGGUGAUCUCCGCACUCCUCGCCCUCGACGGCGUCGGGCCGAAGGUGGACGCGAUACCGGUCCGCUCGCACAGCGGCGCAUCGGCGGCACCGCCUGCAGGCGCUUGCCUCUCACCCUUCCAGGAGCCGCCUCUCGCGUAG
Messenger RNA from Emiliania huxleyi CCMP1516, 705 nucleotides. Its product is annotated as N-glycosylase/DNA lyase. Gene Ontology annotation, biological process: nucleotide-excision repair; base-excision repair, AP site formation. Lineage: Eukaryota; Haptophyta; Isochrysidales; Noelaerhabdaceae. The transcript is spliced from 3 exons. Gene Ontology annotation, cellular component: nucleus. The record is from RefSeq and is a predicted model, not a curated record. Gene Ontology annotation, molecular function: 8-oxo-7,8-dihydroguanine DNA N-glycosylase activity; damaged DNA binding. Bases 1 to 705 code for a protein of 234 amino acids.